AUGGGAGUUGUAGUCGUUAGUUCUUCCUGUUCUUUGACUGCGAGAGUGAGUUGAGUUCAGUUUCACUGUUUUGAAUCGAGAAUAAACUUCAUAACCAACAGCCUAUGUCUAUGUACGAUCCGUCUAGCGCCUCCAGCAGGCCCAUCACUGCAGUGGCCUGGGCGUCUAACACCUCCACCUGCCCCAGUCAUUUCAACAUGAUCAGUCAGACGGAAGAUGGAGGCUCCGCUAACUUCAUCCGAGGGUUUGCGAUGAAGUCGGGAUACUUCCUGUGUUACACUAAGGAUCUGUCCAGUGGGAUGGUCGUGGCAGAUGUGCUGUUGUUGUCGGAUAAAGAGGCGAUUCCUCACGGUUACUGUUACAUCCCAGAAUACCUGGAGCCCAAGGCGUCUAUCGGGAAGAAGAAGCGCAUCUGUGUGCGGAUGGUUCCAGUGGGCAUGGUUACGAUGGCGGUUCUAGAUCUCAAACUGACGGCGAAGAACAAGAACAUGGUGCAGCAGUACACCUGCCUGGGGGACAUGAAUGGCUUCGUGGUGUGGUGUCUGAAGGGCCCGUUCUCCAGCCCGGCGCCUCAGGCCAAGCCUCGCAGUGUCAGUCUGGACCUGCGCAGUCUCUCCCUGGACGGAGCCGGACCCCCCCAGCCGCUCAAACCCAGCAAUCUUCCUGAUUUCCCACCGAAAGUCAGCCGUCGGCGCAGUAAGCUUGACAUGAGCAAGCCGACAGAGGGAGUGUAUGACAGCGGUAACCAUAGCAACAUCUAUGGUAUCACAGCGAUGGAUGGUGUUCCUUUCUCUCUACACCCCAAGUUUGAGUCUCAGUCAAACACAAAGGUGUCUGUGAUCACACUGAGUGACAUCCGGAUCAAAUCAGUGCAGGACAUCGAGAACGAGUAUAACUACACGUUUGCAGUGGAAGAGCAGGCGGCGAAGAGAAUACGUCCGUCGGUGUCCUGAGCGCUUCCCUUCGCAGAUCAUAUUCCUUUCUUCAUAUCAGCUCUGAUCGAUGCAAUCACACCGGGAAAUUAUGGCGCUUUCUGGUUUUAUGAUCAUGUGUUUCUCACACUACUGGUUCU
Molecule: messenger RNA, 1072 nt
Organism: Rhinichthys klamathensis goyatoka
Lineage: Eukaryota; Metazoa; Chordata; Actinopteri; Cypriniformes; Leuciscidae
Gene: mvb12a
Product: multivesicular body subunit 12A
Exons: 10
Coding region: 105-953 (282 amino acids)
Biological process (GO): endosome to lysosome transport via multivesicular body sorting pathway; viral budding; receptor catabolic process
Cellular component (GO): cytosol; ESCRT I complex
Source: RefSeq, a predicted model, not a curated record